AUGCUGCCAAUUCUCACCUGGGCCUACCUGCGUCAUCUUGCCGUCCAGUACCAUGCGGAACCACAGGAACCGUUCGGUGGCGUACAGCGUAUAUCAGCGACACCUUCGCUCGGUAUGGAACCUGCAGCACACGGCUACAACUGUAGUCCCAUGUCGACGCUUACGCCCAUCAGCAACGCUUCGAAUAAGGGCCACGGAUUUGCGACGCACCUAGAUCGAGCAAUUGGCUCGCCAUUCACUCCCCACGGUUGUCAAUCAAGGUUAGACGGUCGGUGGAUCAUCCCCAACGAUACGAACGGCACGUUCCGUCCGUCCGUGCCGUUUCAUCCGCCCGCAAACCUAGCAAGUGAGGUGACAGGCGGGGGACAAAACACCCAACAGUCGAGUAUGCUUUUCCGGGAGCAGGUGGACGCGUUCGGCAUCUCCAGCAGUACGCAGAUCUCAGCAUUGCCGCUUCCGCUGGUCCACAGUGCGGGAGUCGCCAGGGAUCCAGCGGAGUCCCACACGGUGCGCGGUAUCCCGGCUGUCGGGACCGGACUUGGAUCGGUCGGAUCAUUCGUUGCCGUGAACGAUGUCAUUGGCAUGAACAUUACACCGGCAUUAUCGCAGGUUCUUUUAGCGCCUCCCGCGACUAGUGCGGGCUCCGGUGCGUCCAUCAUUGCGGCCGUGAAUGGGGUGGCCGAUGACAACGGGACGCGCGGCGAGGAAAUAAAUUCCUUUUACUUUUAUGAGACUGAACAGUUCGCGUUACUGUGGGUGCUGUUUACCGUGAUCGUGCUGGGCAAUUCGGCCGUGCUACUAACGCUGAUGCUUAACAGAACUCGCAAAUCGCGAAUGAAUUUCUUCAUCAAACAGCUUGCAAUCGCUGAUCUCUGCGUUGGAUUGCUAAGUGUUCUGACGGACAUCAUCUGGCGCAUCACGGUAGUAUGGCGGGCCGGAAAUGCCGCCUGUAAAGCCAUACGGUUCGUACAGGUCUGUGUAACAUAUGCCUCCACGUACGUGCUGGUAGCGCUCAGCAUUGACCGCUACGAUGCCAUCACACAUCCGAUGAACUUCUCCGGAUGCUGGAGCCGUGCACGGAAGCUGGUGGCUGCGGCUUGGAGUUUCAGUAUCCUUUUCUCCCUACCGAUAACGUACUUUUACGAGGAGCGACUAAUACAGGGUAAAAUGCAGUGCUGGAUCGAUCUGGUGGAAGCGUGGCGAUGGCAACUGUACAUGUGCUGGGUGUCGGGUUCCCUGUUCGUCAUACCGGCGUUAAUCAUUUCCGCCUGUUACGCUAUCAUCGUACGAACGAUCUGGGCAAAGGGUACCAUUCUUGGCCCGAUCGACCGGACGCACAACGGAAUGGCCGAUCUGGCAACACGGCGGGCCAGCUCCCGUGGCAUCAUACCACGUGCGAAGGUGAAGACGGUCAAGAUGACGAUCGUGAUUGUGAUCGUGUUCGUGCUGUGCUGGUCACCGUACAUCAUCUUCGAUCUGCUGCAGGUAUUCGGGCAAAUACCGGCGACCCAAACCAAUGUGGCCAUUGCCACCUUUAUCCAAAGCCUGGCGCCGCUCAACUCGGCGGCCAAUCCACUGAUAUACUGUCUCUUCUCGACGCAGGUGUGCCGUAUGAUAAAGAGACUGCCACCAUUCCGAUGGCUAUGGUCGACAAAGUGGUGCUGCAAACCGCACGAUUCCGGCACACUACCGCUCGGCAACGGGACGACCGUGAACGGUGCGGCACACGGACGGUUCCACAACCACAACAGUAGCGACUCGAUGCGAACGCUCACCACGUCACUGACCGUGUCCCGCCGGUCCUGCUUGCGGCCGGCCCGUGUUGUCAUUGUGGAACGCCCGAAAACGGAGCUCGCCAUGUCGGAGGUGUAGACGUGUCCGGGAGCCGUGUCCCGAUUGGGGGACAAAUUAGCUGAUGCGUUAAAGCUGAGUAGCGUCACCAGACCAAACGAACGAAAAUGCAUCCUGUGGGUGCACGGAGAGACUUAAUAGAAACGCAACGUAAGACCCAUUAGGUGUUGCAAGAAAAAAAGAAAGAAAAGAUACAAACCCUAAGAGGCUUCGGUCAGAACGAAACUGAAACAAAAACGGAACAUCAUCCAUCCAAGAAACAAAUAAGCUUUUCUUUUCUCGAUGUGCUUAACACACCAUGAAAGCGUAAAAGUCAACGAUCGUUUGCUCUUAACACAGAACACUUUGCUUUGCUCAUGCGAUGCGUAAAUAAACUCGACCCAGUGCAGUGGUCUGUUUUCAGGGCCAUAAUCUUUGGUUGCAGCUUCAAACAAUACCCAAACAGCACAAAAAAAGGCAAUAGAACGCUAGACCCGAACAUAAGUAGGUUGAAAAGAGAAUAAAAAAGCAAACAGAAAAAUCCCAGCGUGCAAAAUGAUAUCAACAAAGUGCGGUUUUGCAAUGCGUGUUGCAUACCUUUAGGCGUUUUUGUGAUGCAAGAUGCAUUAUAAAGUCCUGUUGAACAAACGAAAGGAGCGCAUUAAGCAUUACAAUAUAUGGUCCAUCUCGUCCACUUGUCAGCCUUCCCUUACCUUAUCUGCUUCCGGAAGCAUUCCGCACGGUCAAUCACACCGUGUGCUAAGCGGUUUCAUUAAUACGAACCCAUCUCACACGUCACUGUCCGUUGAAAAGCUCGCUGAACAAAUGAAACGAUUAGGCCAAAAAGGGUGGACGGUUGUCAAGGGCGCAAGAGAAAAUAAAAGCCCAACAUCGAGUGGAACAAUCCGUCUCAGAAUGAGGUUAGAACCCGGGUUGGAAUCUUAGGUUCGCAGAUUUAUGUACGCCCAUUAUCGUCAAAGUCAAUCCGCAUGUAUGUGUGCGUGCGUACGUGUGUGUGUGUGUUUGUGUGUUGGUUUUCGUGGGUGAGUGAAUGUUAUGUAAAUGUUGUCCCUCCGAUCCGUUCCGAUCCCUGUUUAGUGUAUUGGCGGAUGAUUAGACUCGGGAAAGAUAAGGAAGCGAGCGAGAGACAAAUCUUGCCAGCACAAAUAGAAAAACUAAAGACGUUAAAGGAGCAGAAGGAUGAGCGUAAUGAAAUGAAUGGGCAAACUGUUUUCCGCAUCAAGAUAUGGAACGCCCGGUGGGGGCCUAGGGCGAAGUAAUGUACGGCCUACGAAUUUUCCCCCCAACAGGCACAGUCUGAAGGCACAAAACGAAACACAGAGAAAUGGUGCUCAUGGCGUUGGGAUCGAGUUGCAUGUAAAUAGCUAUCAACUAUCGUUCAGGGAAGUGAAAUUCCAAAUCCAACCCAACCCUCUCUAAUGGAGAGCGAGCUGUCGAUGUUGUCUGAACGGUACCGCAAAGCAGAACCACACACAAACCGCACAAACCACUUGGCGUUGAAAACAAAUAUAUGUAUAGGAAAAGCGCAAAACCAAAACAACCCCCAUUUGCAAAUAUAUUUACAAUAAAUGUUAAAACGGUUUAGACAGAAAGACUACUGCCACUGAAUGGGUACAGAGUAAGAGAGAGUGGCUUCUUUCGGCCCAUUGAAACUGGGGACUGAAUUUUGAACACACCCAACGAUCGUUUGUCACCUUUUGUGUUGCGGAGGAGAGCUUUGCGGCUGAAUGUCCUUAUGCGCCUUCACAGUUGCGGUGGUCGGAAAAUUGAAUGUGCUGACGUUUACCGAAUUCCAACCAGCAGCCAAAACCCCAAUCGCGGCGCAUCAAUCAAGGGAAGCGAAAGUUCAACGAACUGCUGCCGGCCGGAACGCAAUACCCGUGUUAUGGGACGAUCGAAAUGAAUGGGUUCGAAUUUCGCCCCAAACCCCACCAGCUCCCUUGCAGGAACCGGCAUUCGGAUGGCAAGGACAUCGUGCGAGAGUGUAUACUUUUGGGAGUAGUUUUUGUAUUAAGAUAAUGCGGCUAACCAAAUCCCCUAGAAUGAUGUCGCUUGCCGUAAAGAUGGCAUAAAUGUAUGGGUGGGAUUUAGUUAGCCGGUAAGAUGCUCACCGGGUUUCCCAGCCCGACAGAUUGUAUGAUGUAGUGUUAACUUAUUUCCCAUAAUAAAUGUACCGAGAGG
Molecule: messenger RNA, 4032 nt
Organism: Anopheles moucheti
Lineage: Eukaryota; Metazoa; Arthropoda; Insecta; Diptera; Culicidae
Product: cardioacceleratory peptide receptor-like
Exons: 8
Coding region: 1-1872 (623 amino acids)
Biological process (GO): G protein-coupled receptor signaling pathway
Cellular component (GO): membrane
Molecular function (GO): vasopressin receptor activity
Source: RefSeq, a predicted model, not a curated record